This is a messenger RNA of Sipha flava (yellow sugarcane aphid), 2627 nucleotides long. It is a transcript of the gene Dref, whose product is annotated as zinc finger BED domain-containing protein 1. Gene Ontology annotation, molecular function: DNA binding. The transcript is spliced from 7 exons. Bases 395 to 2572 code for a protein of 725 amino acids. The record is from RefSeq and is a predicted model, not a curated record. Lineage: Eukaryota; Metazoa; Arthropoda; Insecta; Hemiptera; Aphididae.
GCUCAUAACACAAUCUAUCAUAAAAUUAACAUUUAAUUUGUUGGUGGACACACCAUUACCUUGUCCAUUGUAAAAAGAAACACGUCCGUUAUUAAUAAUUUAAAGAUAAAUCUUAUCUUAUUUUAUUCGCAUGCUCUGCUGUAUUGAUUAUGUGGCUACACUGAAAUAUCAUCCAUUUUUAAAGUGUGGAAACGAUAUCUUGCAUACAAACAUGGAACAUCGAUCGAUUUUUGUUUGUCUCCAGUGUUGAAUGUUAUGAUUUUUCCGUUGUGUUACCUGUGUUGAUUUCUUUUGUCUCACCAGAAAAUUGAUUUCGAUAAAAACAAUAAUUAUCGCAUUAUCGAUUGUCAACAUAUUGUAAAUUUUGGAGGCAAACUGCAAGUACGAAUACGUAAUGAAUCGAAAUAAUAAAAUUUCAAUUGACUUAAAGCCAUUCUUACAAACCACAUCACAAACUCCUACUGUAGCAUCUAAUAAUGGCAAAAAAAGAAAAACCAAACGACCUUACACAAAAACACAACCCGAUCGUUCUAAUGUGGAAACUGUUAGUUAUCAAAAAUUAGUUGUGCCAAAGCGUAUGCAUAGUCCUUAUUGGAAAUAUUUUGGUUUUCCUGCAUCAGAAGUUGGUGUUAUACUCACACAAGAUCAUAUCAUAUGCAUGCUUUGUAAAAAACAAUUUGCUUACAAAAGUAAUACUACAAAUUUGAAAGUACAUUUGCAAAGUAGGCAUAAAACUGAAUUGAUGGUAUUGGAAAUGGGUUCAUCAAAAGAUUGUAGUCUUAAAAAAAGACAUGUCAAAAAUGAACUUAUGUUGUUGGCUACAUCAGAAGGCCAAGUAGAUAUUAAUAAGUCUAACAAUAAGGUAAAACAACAGGAUGUGUAUGUACAAGGAGAAAUCAGUGAAAACUUUGAUGGAGAAAAUGUUACCAAUGUUAAUGAACAAACCCCUCCUCCGAUGUCAGUAUUUUAUCAAGAUAUUGAUAAUUCAUCAUGUGAUAUGAUCAGUAAAGUUGUGUCUGAUGCAAUUACUGAAUUUGUGAUUACUGAUCUUCAUUUACCAGAUAUUGUUGAAGGCAAAGGUUUUCAGCGCCUAAUUGCUACAUUGAGAUCACCAUGUGAAAUCCCAGGAAAAUAUAAAUUAGAACAAGAUAUAAUACCUAGAAUUUAUGAAACUACUCGAGCUACUGUUCUUAAUAGUAUUGCAAACAGUUGUAGCACUUUUGCUUUGGGUAUUGAAGAAUGGACAUGUUCCAGCUUAAAUGACUAUAUUACAAUUAGUGUUUUUUUUCAACAGUUGGAUAAAGAAGGCCUGUGUAUUAAACAGCUAGCAACAAUUUUAUGCAAUCCUAACAGAACUCCUAAUGAAUGGUGUGGAAUUUUGGGUUCAUUAUUUGUUAAUUGGAAUAUUAAUAUUAAUCAAGUAAAAACAGUUAUCAAAGCAUUUACAAAUAAUAAUUUAGAUGCAGCAUUACGUACUCAAGGUUUUAUUCUCAUUCCCUGCCUUGUUUAUGAACUACAAAAUUUAUGUACAAAAUUAUGCUUUGAAACUGAAGAAGUAUUAGAUGUUUUAACCAAAUGCAGAACAGUCUCAGCUAAAUUACACCAUCAUAAUGCUUUAACAUCAGUCACUGUUCAAGAUAAUGUUGUUCAAGUUUUUAAUUCAUUUCUCAGUCGAGAGUACCCUCAAAUUUGGACUACAACAUAUCACUAUUUAGAACGUUUUGUUCAACGAAAAGAUACCAUAAAAACAUUAUGCAGUACUUUGGAUAUUGGAUUUUUUCCACAUGAGUUAUUGACUGAUAAAGAUUGGUCAGUGAUUGAAGAUGUAGUUACAACUCUUGAACCUUUGAAAGUUACUGUUACUACUCUUAGUGAAGAAAAAAUACCAUUAAUAUCAUUAUUAAAACCUUUAAUCAACCAAUUAACAAGUCAUCAUUUAAAAUCAAAACCCAGUGAUUCAUGUCUUGCUUCUAAUUUAAAAAAUGCUUUUGCCAACCAACUUAAUUGGAAAUAUAAUAAUAUCGAUGUACAAACAUUUUUACAUAUAUCUACAUUAUUAGAUCCAAGAUUUAAAGAUUUUCCAAUGAUUGAAGGUGAAGAGCAUCUUCCGACAAUAAAACAAGAACUUGUAAAAAUGGUUGAGAGUGAAGGAUCUGUAACGUAUGAUGCUAAACCAAAUACUUCUGAGAUUGAUACAAACAUGCCCAAAAAAACUAGAGUAUCAGGUAUUGGUUUUCUACUUGGAAGUGUUGCUAAUGUUAGGAGUUCUCCUAUUGUUAAUAAAGAAAAUAUGUCACUUGAAGAUAGACUUAAUUUAGAAAUUGCUCAAUAUGAAUCUGAACAAACUCCUUGUCUAGAAGAAUGUCCGCUUUUGUGGUGGUCACGGAUGUCAUCAAAAUGUCAAAAUUUAAUAAGGCUUGCAAGAAAGCAUUUUGUUUAUGCCCUCAGUGGGUCAUCUAGUAAAUUACCACUUGAAUUACAAACACUGUAUUAUAUCAAAAGAUCGCAAAUAAAUCAAGAGUUAAUGGAUAAAAUGUUGUUCAUCAAUGCAAAUAUAGCAGAAAAUAAUUGAUAGUAAAAAAAAAAUAUGAUUUUUAUUAAUUAUGUGUAAUGUAUUAAUCUUGAUU